AUGAUGCGGGUGUUGUGCGUGGCAGAGAAGCCAUCCAUUGCAAAGGCAGUCGCAGGCCAUCUCGGUGGGCAAGCCCGAGCUGAAAGCGUUCGGGGCAUCCAAUGGGUCAAGAACUACAAGUUUGAUUUUCGCUUCAGCAACUGGGGCCAGUGUUCUGUCACUUUUACCUGUGUUGCUGGGCACAUUGUCGCCCAGGAUUUUACCGACAGAUAUAAAAAAUGGCACUCAUGCCAGCCGGUCUCUCUAUUCGAAGCACCGAUUGUGUCUGGAAUAGCAGAGGACAAGAAAGCGGUGGCGAGCAACAUUGAAACCCAGGCGAGGUACGCGUCAAUUCUCUUCAUAUGGACCGACUGUGACCGCGAGGGCGAGCACAUUGGGACCGAGAUCCGCGACAUUGCACUCAAGGCAAAUCCAAACAUGCAAGUGUGGCGAGCACGUUUCAGCAAUAUCGAGCGAGCACAUGUCAUUCAAGCGUCACAGAAUCCAAUCCGUCUGGAUGAGGCACAGGCGCAGGCCGUCUCGGCACGGAUUGAGCUGGAUCUGCGACUGGGAGCCGCAUUUACGCGAAUGCAGACGCUAGCGCUCCAGAACAUGAUCCCCCAGCAAGGCGAAGAGCGAGGCAAGCUAAUCAGCUAUGGCUCUUGCCAGUUCCCGACUCUGGGGUUCGUGGUAGACCGCUAUCUGCGAGUACGCAACUUUGUUCCAGAGCCAUUCUGGUACAUCAAGGUGGCACACGAAAAGGACGGCAUUGACGUCAAGUUCAAUUGGCGGCGGGGCCACUUGUUUGACCGCAUGGCCGUCAUUCUCAUCAUGGAACGCUGUCUGCUUUCCAAGACUGCAACUGUGACGAAGAUGGCAAAGAAAGCUAGCAAGAAGUGGAAGCCGCUGCCUCUGACCACUGUUGAGCUACAAAAGAAUGGGAGCAGAUUUCUUCGCAUGACGUCGCAGGACGUGAUGAAGGUGGCCGAGGAGUUGUAUACCAAAGGCUGGAUCAGCUACCCGCGCACGGAAACGGACCAGUUUGAUCGCGGCAUGGACCUGCGAACGCUUGUGGGGCGGCAGACUCAAGAUGGGCGCUGGGGGCCAUUUGCACAGAAUCUGAUGAAUGGCGGAUUUCAGCAGCCUCGCUCGGGGCGUAACAACGACAAGGCCCAUCCUCCCAUUCACCCAGUCAACUAUGUGGCACCUACACAGCUCAACGAGCGGGAACGUGCAGUGUAUGAAUUUGUGGUUCGCCGUUUCCUCGCUUGCUGCUCCGAGGACGCUGUUGGUGAGGCUACAGACAUUGAAAUUGAGUAUGGAGGGGAGGUGUUCCAUGCGCACGGCCUGCGGGUCAUUGCAAGAAACUACCUAGACGUGUACCCAUAUGACAAAUGGGAGAGCAGUCAGGCGUUGCCACAGUAUGCUGUAGGAGAAGAGCUUAAGCCGACCGAGGUGAACAUGGUUGAUGGUCAGACGACGGCGCCAAGCUACCUUACGGAGCCCGAAUUGAUCGCACUGAUGGACGCCAACGGAAUUGGUACGGAUGCAACCAUGGCCGAGCACAUUGCCAAAAUCAAGGAACGCGAGUAUGUGAUUGCACGGCCCAAAGGUGGUGGGGGCGCCGGUGCUAGUGAUGGAAAUGGUGCAGCAGCAGGCAGAGGGCGAGGGCGAGGGCGAGGGCGAGGUGGUGGGCGAGGUGGAGGGCGUGGAGGGCGAGGCGGCGCAGCAACAGGACAAGGCGGGGGAGGGAACACGGGCGGAGUUCAGGAGUUUAUCCCGACGACGCUGGGGGUUGCGCUCAUCGAGGGGUACGACAAUGUGGGGUUUGAGACGAGCCUGAGCAAGCCGUUUCUCCGUAAGCAGAUGGAGGAGCAGAUGAAGGCGAUAUGCGAGGGCCGCAGCACACGCAACGACGUUGUUCAACAAAACCUGGAUCAAUAUCGGGCAGUGUUCAACCGCACGGUGCAGCAGAUCAACGUGCUGAAAUCGGCCAUCACCAAGUAUGUCGUCAACGCGAAUCACGGCUGA
Molecule: messenger RNA, 2010 nt
Organism: Bipolaris maydis ATCC 48331
Lineage: Eukaryota; Fungi; Ascomycota; Dothideomycetes; Pleosporales; Pleosporaceae
Product: DNA topoisomerase
Biological process (GO): DNA topological change
Cellular component (GO): nucleus
Molecular function (GO): DNA topoisomerase type I (single strand cut, ATP-independent) activity; DNA binding
Source: RefSeq, a predicted model, not a curated record